Molecule: messenger RNA, 963 nt
Organism: Verticillium nonalfalfae
Lineage: Eukaryota; Fungi; Ascomycota; Sordariomycetes; Glomerellales; Plectosphaerellaceae
Exons: 1
Coding region: 1-963 (320 amino acids)
Cellular component (GO): kinetochore
Molecular function (GO): nucleic acid binding
Source: RefSeq, a predicted model, not a curated record
AUGUCAGACUCGGAAGAGGACUACAUGUCCAUGAUCAUCCCGGACGCCCCAGCCUCCACACCGGCGCCGACCUCGCUCCAGCGCCGCAAGGAGCAGCAGCGCCAGUCGGAGCUGCGCGCGCGGCAAAAGUCCAAGGCCGAGCGCGCCGCCGAGGACGAGGCCCGCCGCGACGCCGCCCUGCAGACGUCCAUCCUCGACGCGCCCGCGCACCAGACGAGCAAGGGCCUCGCCAUGAUGGCGCGCAUGGGGUUCCGGCCCGGCGGCGCGCUCGGGGCGCGGGGCAACGACGGCGCUGCGCGGGAGCCCAUUGCCAUCGCUGUCAAGGAGGACCGCGGGGGCAUCGGCAUGGAGAGCGAGAAGCGGCGUCGUGAGCGCGAGGCGGAGGAGGCGGCGGCGGGGGAGGAGGCGGAGAGGAGGAAGAGGGUCAGGGUUGAGGAGCCGGGGGAGUAUCGUGAUCGCAUUGCGAGGGAGAGGGAGGCCGAGAGGGUGGAGAGGAUGGUGGCGAGCGCCCAGAGGAUCCUCGAGGGCAUGGCGGAGGAGGCCGAGGCUGAGGUGACGCAGGAGGGCAGGCGCCGCAGGAUCAAGGCGAGGCCGUUGAAGGCUGUCAACGUCUUGUGGCGCGGGCUCGCGCGACAGCGGGAGGAGAAGGAGAGGGAUCGCAGGAUGCGGCAUGAUCUGGAACAGAGCUUGUCACGACUGCCGACGUAUGAGGACGAGGACGAGGACGAGGACGACAAGAGGGCGCUGGGCAAGGGCAAGACGACGGUCUACGAAGUGGCCGACGACCUCGACGAGGAGGACCCGGAGUUGGACGAGUUCAAGAUUCUCGAGCCCCCGGAAAGGCUGAAGCGGCUGGUGGCCUACAUGAGGGACGAGUUCAACUACUGCUUCUGGUGCAAAUUUAGAUACCCCGAUGAGACCAUGGACGGUUGUCCUGGGCUGACGGAAGAAGACCACGAUUAG